Messenger RNA from Colletotrichum higginsianum IMI 349063, 1584 nucleotides. Its product is annotated as TruB family pseudouridylate synthase. Gene Ontology annotation, biological process: tRNA modification; mRNA pseudouridine synthesis. The record is from RefSeq and is a predicted model, not a curated record. The coding region runs from base 1 to 1584 and encodes 527 amino acids. Lineage: Eukaryota; Fungi; Ascomycota; Sordariomycetes; Glomerellales; Glomerellaceae. The transcript has 2 exons. Gene Ontology annotation, cellular component: mitochondrion. Gene Ontology annotation, molecular function: RNA binding; pseudouridine synthase activity.
AUGCGAGCUGUGUCUAAUCUCUGGAAGAUGGCGAAAGACACCGUGGUCGAAGGCGUCUUCGCCAUCAACAAGCCGUACGGCAUGAGCUCCGCGCAGGUGAUUCGCGAUUGCCAGACGCAAAUGAACCCCUCGGGUCUGUUCAAGCCAUUGAUUGAGAGGGAUAUCGCCGCCAAGCUGUCCGAAUCCAAGCAAGAAUGGAGUCGUCGUCGGGCCGUCAAGAAAGGCUCACAGGUGAAGAUGGGUCACGGAGGGACCCUCGACCCAUUGGCGACUGGCGUUCUCAUCUUGGGUGUCGGAUCGGGAACCAAGUCGCUCAGCUCAUUCCUCGAUUGUAACAAGACCUACGAGACGGUAGUCCUCUUCGGCGCAAGCACAGACACAUACGACCGCGUCGGCAGAAUAUUAAGCAGGCGACAGUAUGACGAGAUCACAAAGGAGAAGGUCGAAAAGGCAUUGGACGACUUCCGGGGCAAAUUCCAGCAGAUCCCACCUCUGUACUCGGCGCUCAAGAUGGAAGGCAAACCUCUGUACGAGUACGCCCGCGAAGGCAAGGCAAUCCCGAGAGAAAUCGCAGGACGAGACGUCGAGGUUACUGAGCUCGAGAUGGUCGAGUGGUAUGAGCCCGGCACGCACAACUACAGAUGGCCCACCGAAGAGGCAGAGGCCGCCGAGAAGAACCUCGCCGAGCAGGUCUGGCGCGUAGAGAAGCAGCAGGGGACCGGCCGCAAACUGACUCCCGACGAGGAAAAGGAGGAAGAGAAGGCCCUGUCCGAGCACGAGACUGUGAAGAAGAAGUUUGAAGAGCGCCAGGACGGUCUCAUCCGCGACAAGCCCGCCAAGAAGCAGAGGCCGCCCAAGAACCCGGCCCUCAUGUCCGGCGCCCUGGGACAGCUCCCGGCCGGCAAGGGGUCGAACCUUAUCCCUCCUCCCCCGUCCGCCGACGAGCCGUUCCCUUGGACCGACAAGGGGCCGCCCGCUGCCCGAAUCCGCAUGAAGGUCACAUCCGGCUUCUACGUGCGCAGUUUCUGCCACGACCUGGGCGCCAAGGUCGACUCGGCGGGCAUGAUGGCGGAGCUGGAGCGUUCGCAGCAGGGUGACUUCAAGGUCGGCACCGACAGCUGUAUGGAAUACGGAGACCUCCUCAAGGGAGAGGAGGUGUGGGGUCCCAAGGUGACGAGAAUGCUGAAUGCUUGGACCGAGAAGUACCCCAACGGAGCGCCCCAGGUGCCACAGAAGCGGCAGAACAACCAGGAGCAGCAGAACCGCAGCCGCAAGCAGGACAGGAAGCGCAAGUGGGAGGAGAAUAAGAAGUCCGACCAGAACUCUAAGAAGAGAAGGAACUCUAGCUCGGGAGACGAGGCGCCCGCCUCUAAGGUGGCAAAGACGGAGGUGGCCAAGGGGGAGUCACCCAGGAGGGAGUCGCCCAAGGGGUCCCCCAAGGCAUCAUUGGUGAAGUCGUCACCCAAGACAUCGCCCAAAGGUUCGCUCAAGUCUUCCCCAAAGGGUUCCCCCAAGGUGAAGGCAGCUGACACGAAGAAGAAACUGAGGCCUGAAGAAAUCGAGUGGGAGGGCAUCCAGGACUAA